Molecule: messenger RNA, 1098 nt
Organism: Purpureocillium lilacinum
Lineage: Eukaryota; Fungi; Ascomycota; Sordariomycetes; Hypocreales; Ophiocordycipitaceae
Biological process (GO): pentose-phosphate shunt, non-oxidative branch; carbohydrate metabolic process
Cellular component (GO): intracellular anatomical structure
Molecular function (GO): transaldolase activity
Source: RefSeq, a predicted model, not a curated record
AUGGGCAGCAAAGACGCCCAGACAUGGCUCGAGAAGCUCGAGGAGCAGCUCAACGUCGACGUGGACUGGAUGGACCCCGAGUACAUCAAGAACAUGCCCAUAAAGCCCCACGACCAGACCAGCAACCAGCUCUGGGUCGACAUUGAGCUCGGCAGCCCCUCCAACGCCGACCUCCUGGCCCAGACGGCCCGCGAGCUCAAGGACAAGGGCUGGCUCGCCAUCUAUACCCGCAUGGCCGUCCUCAUGUGCAAGAAGAAUAUCGACCUGAUCCAGGGCCGUGUCCUGCUCCAGACGCUCCCCUCCAAGGCGUACGACACCCAGGCGACGCUCGACCACGCACGUCUCUAUGACGCCGAGUUUGCGCGUGCGGGCAUCGGCCGUGACCGUUACUGCAUCAAGAUCCCGUCGACCGGCGCGGCCCUCAACGCGGCCAAGGUCCUGAGUGCCGAGGGCAUCCCGACGCUGGGGACAGCCCUGUUCAGCCUCCCGCAGGCAAUUGCGUGUAGCCAGGCAGGCAUGCUGUACAUCAGCCCCUACUUUAACGAGACCCGUGCACACGACGACCUCUCGCUGUGGCCCAAUGUCGAAGACCCCGCGACGCAACACCCCAUGAGCGCCCGCGUCUUCCAGAUCCUCGAGACGUACCGCCGAUUGUACAAGGAGACGGGGCGGGAGCAGCCGCUGCUCAAGAACGCGAGCUUCAUCUCCGCCAAGGAGGCCAUGGCGGCGGGCGAGCUCGGCUGCCACUCGGCCACCAUUUCGCACACGGUGCUCAACGAGCUCGCCAAGCUCAAGUAUGACGGCAGCAAGCAACCCGGGGAGGGUGUGCCCAAGCCAGUGCACGUCUAUCGCGACGCGGGCCCGACGCCGGAGCGCCUCCGAAAGCUGGCCCAGAUCGAUCCCCUGGCGGCCGCCGCGUGGGAUGGAAAGCUGGCGAGCACGGACAUUGACUAUCUCGCCAACGGAGGCGCGGAGCUGACCAAGGCGAUCGAGGCCGACCCCAUCUCUAAAGAGCGCCUGGCCAUUGCGUUGGAGCUGUUCACCCGCGGCGAGAACCGCAGCAAGGACAAAGUCGAGAAGGCCCUGGCUGCCCUGUAG